Messenger RNA from Triticum dicoccoides, 713 nucleotides. RefSeq lists its product as uncharacterized. The record is from RefSeq and is a predicted model, not a curated record. The transcript is spliced from 2 exons. NCBI's taxonomy places the organism in Eukaryota, Viridiplantae, Streptophyta, Magnoliopsida, Poales, Poaceae. The coding region runs from base 246 to 680 and encodes 144 amino acids.
GGCUCCGCCAACACACACGCGGUCUGAAACGGCAUCUACCUCGUACUGCGUGUCAUUGUACUGCUCGAUCUAAGUGUGCUCCGUGUGGUGCCAAGGGUGUUCAGCGUGGAGCUUAAUUUGAACGAUCUCUCGUUUGCAUGCACGUAACCAUUUAGGUAAGAAUAAGAAUUGUUGUUUGAGACUGACUUCGUGUAGGAGAUGGACACAAACCGCCCUAACCACCUACGACCGAAUUCAAGUUGGAGAUGGAUAAAAAAAUCCUGACCAGCCCCAAUAUAAACUCCCAUCCUGCCGGCCUCUACGCAUAUACAGUACAUAUAUCACCGGAGCCGAGCCGGCACGCGUUCUGGGCAUGGAAGGAGAGGUUGGUCGCCAUCAUCCGCGGAAACCCGAACGGCGCCGACGCGGAGGAUGUCGCGGUAGCGGAGCCCGUUGAGCGAAGCAGAUAUUGUUUCUUAUGGUUCUGGGGCGUGGUCACCUUCUUCUUGGCAAUUGUCGCCGCGAUUCUCAUGCAGGUCCACUUUCGGUCGACGGGCCUUGCCCAUGUCGCCCUGGUUAUUGUGGGCGUUAUAGCUUUUUGUACUGCAGCAUGUUUGGGGAGCUUUAUCAUGAGUCUCGCUAUAGGUUUCGCCGAGGAGGCUGAUGAAGAGGCACGAAGAGUCAUAGAUCUACUCAUCUAAAUUCACUCCCCCAUUGAUGUAUCGUGCAUUAUA